CGCGGGUCCGCGGAAGGCUCGGGGACGCGCAGGGCGGCGGGGGUCUGGGCAUGAAGCUGGGCCGGGCUACACUGGGCCUGCUGCUGCUGGCGCCGCUGACGGUGCGGGCGGUGGAGCCCAUCAGCCUGGGACUGGCCCUGGCCGGCGUCCUCACCAGCUACAUAUCCUACCCGCGACUGUAUUGCCUUUUCACCGAGUGCUGCGGCCAGAAGCGGAGACUUAGCCGGGAAGUGCUGCAGAAGGAUCUGGACAGCAAGCUCUUUGGACAGCACCUUGCCAAGAAAGUCAUCUUAAAUGCCUUGACUGCCUUCGUAAGCAACCCGAAGCCUAAGAAACCUCUCACCCUCUCCCUCCACGGGUGGACUGGCACUGGCAAAAACUUCGCCAGCAAGAUCAUCGCGGAGAACAUUUACGAGGGUGGAUUGAACAGUGACUAUGUGCACCUGUUUGUGGCCACACUGCACUUUCCACACGCCUCCAACAUCACUCUGUAUAAGGAUCAGUUACAGCUGUGGAUUCGCGGCAAUGUGAGUGCCUGUGCGCGGUCCAUCUUCAUCUUCGACGAGAUGGACAAGAUGCACGCUGGCCUCAUCGACGCCAUCAAGCCUUUCCUAGACUACUAUGACCACCUGGAUGGGGUCUCCUAUCAGAAAGCCAUCUUCAUAUUUCUCAGCAACGCGGGAGCGGAAAGGAUCACAGACGUGGCUUUAGAUUUCUGGAGGAGUGGGAAGCAGAGGGAAGAAAUCAAGCUCAGAGACAUGGAGCACGCCUUGUCUGUGUCGGCCUUCAAUAACAAGAACAGUGGCUUCUGGCACAGCAGCUUAAUUGACCGAAAUCUCAUUGACUACUUUGUCCCCUUCCUUCCCCUGGAAUACAAACACCUGAAAAUGUGCAUCCGAGUUGAAAUGCAGUCCCGAGGCUAUGAAGUUGAUGAGGACAUUGUGACCAGAGUGGCUGAGGAGAUGACAUUUUUCCCCAAAGAGGAGAGAGUUUUCUCUGACAAAGGCUGCAAAACUGUUUUCACCAAGUUGGAUUAUUACUACGACGACUGACGGCGUGGCAGCCGCUGCCUGACACCCGGCCUCUCCGCGCACCUCCCCGCGCUUCCCCGGGACGGGAGUCCAGUGAAUUUUCCCCGCUGGAGCGGACCAGCGUUUCCUGGGCGGUGUGCCCAUUCGGCCGGGCCUGCAGGCCGUCACCUUGUGGACGUGGCCUCAGAAGGAAGGGCCCCAGGAGCCUUCCUGAAGGAAGUAGCUGCUCUCAGCCCACUGGGAUCAGGGCUCAUGAUUUUUUAAAAAUCAUGUUUUAAUUUCAAGUGUUUCUGUUUCAAGGAAGGAUGAAAAAGUUACUGAAAAUGUGAUAACUUUAUUUAAAAUGGUUUUUAACAUUAUGAAAA
Molecule: messenger RNA, 1396 nt
Organism: Pteronotus mesoamericanus
Lineage: Eukaryota; Metazoa; Chordata; Mammalia; Chiroptera; Mormoopidae
Gene: TOR1A
Product: torsin family 1 member A
Exons: 5
Coding region: 51-1052 (333 amino acids)
Biological process (GO): nuclear membrane organization; protein localization to nucleus
Cellular component (GO): endoplasmic reticulum lumen; endoplasmic reticulum; nuclear envelope
Molecular function (GO): ATP hydrolysis activity; ATP binding; kinesin binding
Source: RefSeq, a predicted model, not a curated record